Molecule: messenger RNA, 3249 nt
Organism: Mytilinidion resinicola
Lineage: Eukaryota; Fungi; Ascomycota; Dothideomycetes; Mytilinidiales; Mytilinidiaceae
Product: kinase-like protein
Exons: 4
Coding region: 215-2803 (862 amino acids)
Biological process (GO): peptidyl-serine phosphorylation; peptidyl-threonine phosphorylation
Molecular function (GO): ATP binding; protein serine/threonine kinase activity
Source: RefSeq, a predicted model, not a curated record
GUCACUUCCACCCCACCACCUUCUCCUCGACAACCCUUUCCACCCCACAUCCUCCACUUCCCGAUCGAUCAGCGCGCGCAUGAGCAACCUGUGAGGACACCGACAAACACGGUACUUACUGGUUCGGCUUCUCUUUAGGAGCCUCCCGUCUUCGUUCGAGUCUUGCGCUAACGUCAAGUCCGCACUCGUUCCCAGGUACUCGCAGCCAGAAGCCAUGUAUCGCCGCAAUUCAGGCUCCGACGGCGAGAUCGGCGAGCGAUCUGUCGCUUCGAAGGCAAAAGUGUUCUCUCGACCUCAAUCCAACGCCUAUGUUGAUUCAUCCUUCAGACGCCCAUCGAUUUCCCAGUCACCUAGGCCCUUCAAUGGAAUCCCCGAGCGCUACCGGUCCAGGUCUAGGUCCAGAUCUCCGUACAGACACCCGACGACGCCUCGUGAGGAACCCCGUGGAGAGAAGCGACCCCGCGACAACUACACCUACCGCGAAGACGACCGCGUAGACAAUCGCCGCUUUAAGGUCCAUUAUGAUGAUGCCGGCCGCUAUCCUCAGCCGAACGGCCGGAGCCAGAUCUCAUAUGCUGAUCUAGAUUACGGAGGUUCUGGAAACAUGCGUGGAGGCCGCGACAAUUACCGCAAGAAUAACUCUGGACGCCGUAGCCGAUCGCCUGGCCGCCAGAAUCGUGGAGGCAGAGGUGCAGGCAAUCGGGACCGCUCGGAUCGUCGUGGCAGAGGUGGCCAACAUGACAAGUACAGCCAAGGCAACUUUGGAAAGAACGGCUAUCGCGGUCGAGGAGGCUACGCCAAUGCACAGAACGGAGGAGGAUUCCACCGGAACUCGCGAGAGCCGUCUAUGGGACGAGAGGGCCACAACGGCUGGCAGAACAGCGGCAGCCGCCGAAACUCCAGAGAUCUGUCGGUGAGCAACCAGGGUGAUCCCCAACAGUAUGCCCAGAACUUUCGAUCGUCUGCUGAAAACCGCCCUCGCGACUCGCAACAGGAGACGGCCCAGUCCACUGCUAGAAAAGUUCACGCGAACGGCGUAGAAGUCAACCAGCCUACUCAUGAUUCGAAGUCUGCCCCGCCAACCAUACAGCCACCCGAGGACCAAGAUAUCGACUAUGACAACCUUGUCCCUGUCGAUGAAGACGCGGAAAUCGCCAGGCGUCGCGCCAAGCGCGAGGCCAUCAAAGCUAGAGCUGCCGCGAAGAAUCCAGAGUUACCGCUUCUUCAGCAAGUUCUUAUCGGUAGCGCUUCAAGCCCAAAUUCUCCGGCAAUCAGUACUCCUGUUGACGAAUCAGACCGUUCUGUUUCUCCUGCAACACCCGGUGCUGGAAACCUAGGCGAAGCGAACGCGACCGACUCUCCGGCAGUUGUUGUUGUGAACAAAGCAGAUGACUCCACCCGAGAAGCCGAAGAGUAUCGCCCACUCGGCGAAGACGACGGCCCUUCGGCAGCCAAUUACGAUCCAACAAUGGACCAAGAAAAGGACAGACUCCGCGCAGAGCAGAAAGCACGAGAGGAAGAUGCGGAAAAGCUAGGUCAUCAGAAGGUGGACGAUAGCCAUGACGUCAACCCGACCAAGAACUCGGAGGACGACUUCGACAUGUUCGCAGAUACUGAUGAUGAGGACAUGUUUGCCGCAGAGACCCCCGUCAAGCUGCGACGGUCUUCCUCGGAUGCCGGCAAGCCUCUGGUGCUGGGAGAGAAGAUGAUGAGCAAGUGGGUUGACGCGGACAACUACUACGUUAUCCGAAACGGAGAGUUAAUGAACGGUCGCUACGUUGUCGAGCAAGAGCUUGGCAAAGGCAUGUUCUCUGGGGUUAUCCGAGCGAGGGACUUGCAGACAAACGGAAUGGUCGCUAUCAAGAUCAUCCGUAAGAACGACACCAUGAAGAACAUUGGUCAAAAAGAAAUCCAAUUCUUGGAGAAAGUCAAUGCCGCAGAUCCAUCGGACAGAAAGCACGUCGUACGAUACUAUGGCCAAUUCGAUCACAAGAAACAUCUCUGUCUGAUAUUCGAGAACCUAGACAUGAACGUUCGUGACGUUCUCAAGAAAUACGGCGGAAGUGCUGGUCUGACGUGGGAAGCUGUGAAGGCUUUCGCGCGUCAGAUCUUCAUCGGACUCGACUUCCUACACAAGCAAGAUCUUAUUCAUGCCGACUUCAAGCCCGACAAUCUCCUAGUCGACCAGACUCAUAAGGUACUGAAGAUUUGUGAUCUUGGCUCUGCUUGCGAGCCCCACGAGACACAUGACCUCUCGGACUAUCUCGUUAGUCGUUUCUACAGGGCGCCAGAAGUCAUCCUACAAGGUUCCGUCACCUCCGCGAUCGAUAUCUGGGCUGCUGGAUGCACUAUGUUCGAGCUCUGGACGGGAGACAUCCUCUUCCGUGGCGAUUCUAAUAACCAGAUGCUGCGCGCCAUCAUGGAGGUACGCGGCAAGUUCGCCCCCAAGCUUCUGAGGAAGGGCAAAAUCUCUGGAAAGCACUUCAACGGCGAUGGGUCCUUCGUGAGCGUUGUCAAAGACCCGAAUAACCCUGGCAAGGUAGCGCCCCCCAAUCCCUCCAUUGCAGUCCAUACAUCUCACUUCAAACAGGUCGUCAGCAAGACGUUGGUCUUCAACAAACCGCAUGAGACGCGGGCUCUUCGAUAUACCGUCAAGGCGGCCGCCGCCGGCUUGCAGAACCCACCUGACCCGAAGGAGAUCGCCCUGUUCAUCGACUUGCUUGAGCGUUGCCUGGAUCUGAAGUGGGAGAAGCGGAUCAGCGCUGCUGAUGUUCUGAAGCAUGCUUGGUUCUUAAAGAGGUAAGCGAUGAGCAUUGUCUAGCGUUCCGCACAGCGAGUGAUGACGGGGAGGGUGGAAUAUGGCAUGGCAUGGCUUUCGGUGAUGGAUUGCUGGGCUACUAACGGUGGAUUCGGCGUGUAUGGCGGGUAUGGCAGGUACUGCUGUUAUGGAUUCUCAGGGCGAUGCUUGCGGUGUAUGCUGCUAGCAUGAUUGUACCUGGGGGGUAAUUGGGUCUGCCUGUGAGUUUGGAAUUUUCGGCUGGAUACGGAGCGUGCUUGGACGAUCAUACGGAACAGUACUUCCAAUAGCCGGAAUAAACUCACAAGCAUCAUAAACAUAUGUGUGCACACUUGUCUGCAGCCGUGUGAGGUGCUUCGAGGGGGUUUAAAGAAAUCUGGAUUAAAGUCUAGGUGUGUACACUCCUUUGACGCCGCUUUGGGGACUUCGACGGGGUUUACGAAAUUCGGGGA